UUAGUUUCUUUCCAAAUGCCUUUACGUUUUAAAGCAGUAAUUACACCUUGCGGCAUUACCCGGUUCAGCCGGCGCCUGGCUGGAGGGCGCCCGAGAGCCCGGAGCAGCGCGCCUGGAGGGCGGAGCAGGAGCGGGAGGAGUAGGAGGAAGUGGUCAGCAGCGCGGCUGGCGCCAGGCAAUGGUGCUGCCCUGGUUGCUGCUUGGGACUGCGCCCAGGGCGGUCCUCGGGUCAGUGGAGGCUGCGCUCUGCGCGGGAGUGAGAAGCAAGAAGGCUCUGGACACAGCAAUAUCUCUGGGCUUUCACAGAAUUGUCUUGUUUUUCAUACUUGUUACCUUUUCUAGAUGAGGAACUCCAUGACUGCUCAAGGGAUUUGAGCAAGGCAAAGUGGUCCCUUCCUUUAGGACUAUUUGAAUUGGGAGAAAACAGCUUUAAAGAAGUAUACUUAACUUUAUAAUAAUUUUAUAUUUGAAAAGUGAAAAAAGUUUUUACAAUGCUACGAAUAAAUGAAAGCACAAUGAGAACACUUAUUGAAAAAAGGCAGGAUCUUUUUUUAAGUUGAAAAACUGACAAAUCAACGUCAGCUACUUGUCAAUUCUCUCAGCUUCUUCCUUAGUUUAUCAGAAUAUCUCUUCUCCACUACCUAAACAAUUUUUUCAGGAGCUCUAACUCCAAUACCUAAACUUUCGAUACUUUAAUUUUGUCCAAUAUUUCAGCGUGUGAAAACAAGGCAUUAGAGACACAUACACACACAAUCAGUGGUAAAUCUUCUUUAACAUGUCAUCUCCACUUUAUAGCAAGAGGAAAAACUGCUUUUCCUUAAAAAGGUUACCGAGCUCAUGGUUUCCUUUUUUCUCCUUGCAAAGGGCUAAAACAUGAACAUCAGGAACAGAUCCUAUUCACAGAAUCGAAAUGUAAAUUACUUACUAAUGCUUUCUUAGUAUCAAAAAUUACACUAAGAUAUCUUCUUUGUCAAGUUCUGUUCAUCUUUCAACUAUACCCAAUUGGCCCCAUCACGCACCUUCCUGCCUGCUUAAACAAAUGUAUUUAUGCAUAAGUGUUUUUAAUAUUAUUCUAGCUCUCACACAGCCACUGACAGAAACAAGAACUUAUUCUUGAAAAAGGUUAAGGAAAUAGGUAAACAAAUCACUGGAAAAUAGGUCUUUAAAACAAAAUAUAAGGCACAGGCUAAUAAAAUGGAUAAAUUUUGAGGGCACCUGCCCUAUACCUUAUCAACAUAAAACUUCAUCUAGACAUAAAGUACUGGCAAGAAGCGGUCAGUAGGCAGAAACAAGCCCGACUCUCUCCUUUCCUAGGAAUAUAAAUCCACUCAAGAUAUAAAGUGAAUGGCAAAAGAUCACAAUGCCGAUCAUCCGAAGAAAUCCCAGGCAAAAGUACGCCACAACUGUCCUGAACAAGUAGCCUCACAGUCCUGAGCUGAGUCACACUUCCCAUACCUGUGCCCACUCCAUCCGACCCCCCGCGGCCUAGCUAAACCAAUAAUCCGAAAUUAAACUCAGAAUCGUUCCUUACCGGGAGACUAAACUCUCCCUCCACCCCUCCCCCUUACAGAUCCCUCCCUCCCCGAAACUGGGGCUACGGGCGGGGAGGGGAGUCGCCUCAGAAAAGCUCGUCUUGCUUCUGGCCGCUGCCGUCUCCACUGAGGACCCCAGCAUUCGGGGCAGAGGCCGGGAACCAGGCCCAGGGGAGUGGCAGGCCCCGUCCUCACAGCCCCCCAAAAAACCGGCCCCAGGUGAGAAGACGGAAGAUCACUUACUAGUGGGAGCUCUGCCAAAAGUUCCCUGCCAUGGAACUCAGCUUGCCCGGAUAAAAAAGCACCAGCCGGCGGAGCAGCCCACGGAGCGACCAUAGACCCAGCCCGUCCGGUAACCGCGCUCCUCGAUCAAAUCAGCUCGGCUCGGCUCCGCUCCGCGGCGGCGGCGGCGAAAGGAAGAGGAUGGCCCCCUAGUCUCCUUGACGCCGGCCGACAACACUCAACUGUGCAAACUCGUUCCUAUCGACAAAAGUUCCGGCCCGCUGUAGCGGAGGGAGCCGGCAGGGAGGCGUUGACCUGUGGGCGCGCUGAGGUGGAAGGGAACUAGUGAUCGCGAGAGCUCGCGGCUCCGCGGUUGGAAAGCUCUCUGGAGAGCGUCUUGCCGGUUCUGGCCUAAGGCCCAAGCCACUCGAUCUUCUGUCCUCAGUACGGGAGUUGUUGAGUGGGUCUAACGUGGAGGAAGCAGCUUAGUUCGGGGGUUGUGUUAUUACCUCUUCCAGUGCUUCAAAAACAGGACAAUGGCAUUAUAAUAAAGUAUAAGAUUUUGUGACUUUUUUUUCCUGUGAUUGGAAAAAGGAAUAAAUGAAGAUGACUUUGUUCUCGCUGA
This is a messenger RNA of Cebus imitator (Panamanian white-faced capuchin), 2379 nucleotides long. RefSeq names its product thiosulfate sulfurtransferase like domain containing 3 (gene TSTD3). The record is from RefSeq and is a predicted model, not a curated record. Gene Ontology annotation, cellular component: mitochondrion. Gene Ontology annotation, molecular function: thiosulfate-cyanide sulfurtransferase activity. The coding region runs from base 16 to 342 and encodes 108 amino acids. NCBI's taxonomy places the organism in Eukaryota, Metazoa, Chordata, Mammalia, Primates, Cebidae. The transcript has 3 exons.